Molecule: messenger RNA, 1730 nt
Organism: Sorex fumeus (smoky shrew)
Lineage: Eukaryota; Metazoa; Chordata; Mammalia; Eulipotyphla; Soricidae
Gene: SMIM13
Product: small integral membrane protein 13
Exons: 2
Coding region: 58-321 (87 amino acids)
Source: RefSeq, a predicted model, not a curated record
CGCCCUCGCCCGCUCGCUCGCUCCCUCUCCCUCGUUCGCUCGCUCGCUCGCUCCAAAAUGUGGCACAACGUGGGGCUGACCCUGCUGGUGUUUGUGGCCACGCUGCUCAUCGUCCUGCUGCUGAUGGUGUGCGGUUGGUAUUUUGUAUGGCAUCUUUUUUUAUCAAAAUUCAAGUUUCUGCGGGAACUUGUGGGAGACACCGGAUCCCAGGAAGGAGAUCAUGAGCCUUCAGGGUCUGAAACAGAAGAGGAUGCUUUAUCAUCUCCGCACAGGAUCAGAUCUGCUCGCCAAAGGAGGGUACCUGCUGAAGAAGAUCACUGACCCAGCCCUCAUCCUCUGUUAGUGAAGGAUGAAAAACAAUUGAGAGCCUGUGUUUUUAAUGACUUGGCACUGCAGUUUGCUAAAAGACUGAAGAGCAUUUGUACUUGAAUUUUAAGUCCAAUUUAAAAAGAUUUACAUGUAAGCCAUAUGAAAAUAAAGGGAAUUAAAACCAAAUUAGACCAUUGCAGAUGGUCAUAUUAAAGAAAUCUUUUGCCUCAUUAGCUUUCUACUUAUAUGUAUAUUCCUUGUCUGGGGGUUAUUUUCUCUUACUAGGUAGAUCUAGUAAAUAUUACAUGCUUGAAAACCCAUAGUUUACAAAUUAGGUCUGUAAUGUAUGUUUUCUUUCCCACACGUUUCACCUUGUUUGAAAUUGGGAUGCAUCUUGUGAUCACUCUCAACUAGACGUUGGUUAUGAUGUGUAAUUAUAUUCGCCUGUUCAUGUGUGAACUAGCUUUCCAUACCAUCACUGUAUUGUUGGCAAAAAAAAAAAAUCUGUUUAGUUUAAUUGGGAUUUUAAAAUGUCUUCAGGACUAGAGAUACAGUGUCAAGGUAAAGGCAAUUGCCUUGCAUGCCACUGACCCGAGUUUGAUGCCUGACACUGCAUAUGGUCGCCAAGCACCACCAGAACUGAUUGCUGAGCACAGAGCAGGAGUAAGCCCUGGAAACUGCUGGGUGUGAUCCCAGAUCCCUCCCCCCAAAUAUAAAAAAAAUUAUAAAAUUCAUAAUUUCUUCAGAAAGAUUACACUGUGAUUCAGUACUGAAAAGAAUAGUUAUUGCCUAUGCAGAGAAGUGUGGAAAUGGAGCAACAGGAUAUACAUUUGAUAAUAGUGAAGCAAAUAUUUGUUCCUGGAGAAAUGACUGAACUUCCUAUUGUAAGUAAAAUGUUCUAUAGGACCUAAGCAAGGAAGAUACGAAUAGAUACAGUUGUACUAUAUUUUGUCAGUUAGAAAUGUUCUGAAGGAUUAUUACCUGCAAAGUGAUGAUAUUGAAGGUAGUGGAUAUUGCCAAAACCCUCCUGAAACAAAAUUCCAAAGCAAGAAGCAGGUGUGAUCGAUUCAUGUAUGAAGCAGGACGAUCAAUAAGGUAUCAACUAUCUUUUUGCUGGAUAAAGGAUAUCCUUUAUAUAUCCUUUAUUCUUCCUGCUGACAUCAAACAUAAGAAAUUGGUAGAGCACUCUUCGAGGAAAUCUUGCAUCAGUAUUUUUGAUGAAACCAAGAGACCUGUUGGUGUGGAAAAAUGCAGACACCAAUUACUAUGAAUUGAAGAGUGAUUAGAAAGAGUUGAACGUAGGCUAUAAAAUUAUAAUUUGGCCAAUUUCAUACAGUUUUUAUACAUAUGCACAAGAUUGUGAUAAAAAUUUGUCUAAAGUGCCGUUUCAGUAAAUGUAAAAUAAACAUUUUAUGUGAUAA